GGAAUCUAAGAAUCGAUCCAAGCAGUGUUCCGCCUUCCCACGUGGUUGGUUGGUUGGGGGUGGCUGGGGAUGCGACCCGACCCAGUUUGGUCCGGCUCGGAUUUCGGUUCGGUUCGGUUCCGUCUGACCCCCUGAACUCUGUCAUUGCUUUCUUGAGUCUUUGUCUCCGUCUCUGUCUUGCCGACGUCGACAUGGCGUCUGCAGCUACGCGGACAGCGGCGAACAAGAACGAGAGAGCGCGGAGAGAGACAAAGGCGGACGGGGAAGAUAAAUUGCGGUGUGUAUCAUUCUCGUCGCUGGAGUCCGAGGUGCGCAUGCUCGUGUACGUGCACGUGGCCCUGUGGGCGCUCGUUCUGCUGCAGGUCAUCGUGAGCAGCCUGCGCCUCGUGCCCAGUAGCCUGGUGGCACGGCCCUACCUCUGGGAGUACCCUUACCUGCUGAGCGUGGCUCCCGCGCUGCUCACGAUUGGCGCCAUGCGCAGGAGGAGCACGUACCACAUGGUCCUUGCCAUGGCGAUGACGUCGCUCGUGUCGCUGGGCCCGCUGGUCUACGGUAGCGUCGAGAUGUUCCCCAUGGCCAGGCAGCUCUACACGCAGGGAAAGGUGUACCGCCACAUCCUCGGCUUCUCGGCCGUGUCGGUGCUGUACUUCGCGAUGGUGAUCGCCGUGCAGGUGCACGCCUGGCAGCUCUACUACUGCAAGCAGCUGCUGCAGGUGUGGUCCUCCGCUCCCACCCAGGAGGCGCCCGCGGGCCAGCGCAAGAGCCAGUGACGUCCCCGAAGAACCCCCCCACCUCCGUCGCCGCCGCCGCCACCACCGUCCACCCCACCCUCUGCUUUUGCCUCUAAAUUCACGGGGGUGUCAGGCAGCACCUUCUCUUCUCCGUGACCUCGCCCCGUCCGGGAAGUGCAGUCGGGAGUCGGGUGGUGAUCUGCGUGCAAACCGAGCCGCACCGGUGCCGUGCAGCGAUGUGCGUUGUUGAGUCGCACUACGCUCCCUGGCCUUCCAGCGACUCGCGCUGACCGGCAUGGUGAAGUACGGUCAGAUAUCUCCCACGGCCUGGCACAGUGGGGGGAGGAGGGCCGGCCUUCAUCCAGCAGUGGGUUGACAUGGGGUUGUACGUGGGCGGUCUUGUUAAAUUAUUGUUUUGCUCCAAACUGUUUUAAAUUGCUUUUGUUAACGUCGGCAUUAUGUUUCCGAUGUGCAUAUAUAUAUUCCCAUUAAGAUAUGAAUCGAUUGGCGGUGACCCGGGUCACCAUCGUGACCUGGGGGUGCCAAAACCUCCAUAACUCCGAAACCAGAAGGCCUAUGAACAGGGGCGGAGCCAGGGGGGGUGA
This is a messenger RNA of Petromyzon marinus (sea lamprey), 1336 nucleotides long. RefSeq names its product jagunal vesicle mediated transporter 1 (gene JAGN1). The record is from RefSeq and is a predicted model, not a curated record. NCBI's taxonomy places the organism in Eukaryota, Metazoa, Chordata, Hyperoartia, Petromyzontiformes, Petromyzontidae. Gene Ontology annotation, cellular component: endoplasmic reticulum membrane. Gene Ontology annotation, biological process: vesicle-mediated transport; endoplasmic reticulum organization; granulocyte colony-stimulating factor signaling pathway.